AUGAAAGUAUUUGCAUGUGUAGUCCUCCUCGCCGUCGCUGCCUUCGCUGCCCCAGAAGGCAAACGUGACAAGCGUGGGUUCCUUCUUGGUGGACUCAGCAGCAGCUACGAUCUCGGACACAGCUCCUACGAUCUUGGAUUAAGUCACGGUUUCGAUGAACAUAUCAGUUACUCAGCUCCCGCCAAGAUCAUCUCCAGCCACAAAAUUGUGGAGGUCCCUAAGAUUGUGGAAGUUAAGAAGGUCGUGUCUGUGCCUAAGAUAGUGUCCGUACCCCAAAUUGUAAAGGUUUCGAAGAUAGUAGAAGACUCGCACUACGUUCCUUCCCUGUCUCAAGGCUGGUGGUGA
Molecule: messenger RNA, 345 nt
Organism: Danaus chrysippus (African queen)
Lineage: Eukaryota; Metazoa; Arthropoda; Insecta; Lepidoptera; Nymphalidae
Source: the annotation of a GenBank genome assembly